Suncus etruscus (white-toothed pygmy shrew) is the source of this 375-nucleotide messenger RNA. Its product is annotated as U6 snRNA-associated Sm-like protein LSm8. The record is from RefSeq and is a predicted model, not a curated record. Lineage: Eukaryota; Metazoa; Chordata; Mammalia; Eulipotyphla; Soricidae. Gene Ontology annotation, molecular function: RNA binding. Gene Ontology annotation, biological process: mRNA splicing, via spliceosome. Bases 80 to 370 code for a protein of 96 amino acids. The transcript has a single exon. Gene Ontology annotation, cellular component: U6 snRNP; precatalytic spliceosome; U4/U6 x U5 tri-snRNP complex.
ACUGCCGAGAUCUGUCUAGCCUUUUUAGCUUCUCUUGUCCCCGCUGUUGCUGUGUUCUUUUAUUGUCUGGCCGGGAACGAUGACUUCUGCUUUAGAGAACUAUAUCAAUCGAACUGUUGCUGUGAUCACCUCUGAUGGGAGAAUGAUUGUGGGAACAUUGAAAGGUUUGGACCAGACUAUUAAUUUAAUUUUGGAUGAAAGUCAUGAACGAGUAUUUAGUUCUUCACAAGGAGUGGAACAAGUAGUAUUAGGGUUGUAUAUUGUAAGAAGUGACAAUGUAGUUGCCAUUGGAGAAAUUGAUGAAGAAACAGAUUCAGCCCUUGCUUUGGGGAAUAUUCGAGCAGAACCUUUGAACUCUGUAGCACAUUGAGGAAA